CAUUGAAUUAUUAUUAUUACUAUUAUUUAUUGCAACGAAGUUUUUUGAACAAUUUACAUUUACAUUUGCCUAUAAUGACGGAGUGAUACAUGUAUUAUAUGGAUAAACAUAUAUAUGCGCAUACAUGAUUGAAAAUAAUUUUAAUUAGUUACAUUUGUAUACAAUAAGUGUUCUUUUUAUGUUAACGACAAUGUCUACAAGCAAUACAAACAACAUAAUCGAGAAAGAAAUCGACGAUGAGGAUAUGCUCUCGCCCAUUAAGUCGUCCAACAAUCUGGUUGUGCGCGUAAAUCAAGAUACAGAUGAUAAUUUGCAGGCCUUAUUCGAUAGCGUGUUGAAUCCCGGAGAUGCAAAACGCCCCUUACAGCUCCCCUUUCGCAUGCGGAAGCUUCCCAAUUCCUUUUUCACGCCCCCAGCCCCCUCGCACUCGCGAGCAAACAGUGCGGACUCCACAUACGAUGCAGGCUCCCAAACCAAUAUUAACAAAACUGCGCAGCCCGUGGACGUGCAGCAGCCAGCCAUCUCACAGAUCCAGCCAUCACAACAAAGCCGCCUGGCGAUACAUCACUUUCGCGCUCGCAGCAGCCCAGCCUCAUUGCAGCAGAACUACAACGUGCGCUCCAGGAGCGAGGCCAAUCCGGGAACCAGCAGCCAAGGUCCUUCGUAUCCCGAGAACAGUGCCGAGUUUCCGAACAGUGCUGCCAACAAUAUUGAGCUAGAUGGCAUGAAUACCUGCAUGGGGGGCCAGGACAUGCCCAUGUCCACGCAAACAGUGCAUAAAAAGCAGCGUUCUUACGAUGUGGUAAGCCCCAUCCAGUUGCAAAGCCAACUGGGAGCAUUGCCACCAGGUUGGGAGCAGGCAAAAACUAAUGAUGGCCAGAUUUAUUACUUGAAUCAUACAACAAAAUCGACGCAAUGGGAAGAUCCAAGAAUUCAAUAUCGCCAACAGCAGCAACGACUAAUGGCUGAAAGAAUCAAGCAAAGCGAUGUUUUGCAAACUACAAAACAAACUACCACAUCGACUAUUGCUAACAGCUUGGGUCCACUGCCGGAUGGUUGGGAACAGGCAGUUACUGAGUCCGGAGAUAUAUAUUUUAUAAAUCACAUUGAUCGAACGACUUCAUGGAUUGAUCCCAGAAUGCAAUCUGGACUUACUGGGCUUGACUGCCCAGAUAACUUAGUGUCAUCCCUACAGAUUGAAGAUAAUAUAUGCACUAAUUUGUUCAACGACGCACAGACCAUUGUGAAUCCGCCGUCUUCCCACAAACCAGACGAUUUGGAAUGGUAUAAAAUAAACUAAUUCACAUGUAUACAAACUGUAUUAGACCUAAAAGUUUUAUAUUUUGUAUUAUUCUAAAUUAAAUAUUUUUCAAAUUUUA
This is a messenger RNA of Drosophila obscura, 1379 nucleotides long. It is a transcript of the gene yki, whose product is annotated as transcriptional coactivator yorkie. The record is from RefSeq and is a predicted model, not a curated record. Gene Ontology annotation, biological process: hippo signaling; positive regulation of transcription by RNA polymerase II. Gene Ontology annotation, cellular component: nucleus; cytoplasm. Bases 179 to 1300 code for a protein of 373 amino acids. Gene Ontology annotation, molecular function: protein binding; transcription coactivator activity. The transcript is spliced from 5 exons. NCBI's taxonomy places the organism in Eukaryota, Metazoa, Arthropoda, Insecta, Diptera, Drosophilidae.